AUGCUAUCCUAUGGGACGCUACGAGCGUGCAUCAGGGUCGAUGGACAAGUUUUGGAGAGCUAUGGAAUUGAGACGUUUCCAGAAGAAAAUAAGGUGACCUGUUGGAUUGCUUCGGAAGCAGGAAAGACGUUCUCUGUAGUAUGGCAAGAUAUCAACUAUGCACGCCAGUAUCACCAAACAGGAGAUGUGACACUCGAUGGCGUACAUGGAGGGGGUCAAUUAAUGCGUGCUUUAGGUUUCAAUGAGCCACCGACGUAUCAGAGAUGUACUGCGGAAUUCAAAUAUGUCAACACAUCGAUGAAUUCUAUCCGUCCACUUACCUUCUCGAGGCUUCAGCUGACGGAUGAAGAUCAACACCUGAAUUCUGCACAUGCAGAUCUCGGAGAAAUUUCCUUGGCCAUCUGGCCUGUGACUGUGAUUGGCAUGGGCUACCGAAAAAAUACAGUCUCUGCUGAGGGAACGAUAGUCCACGAGCGCUCAAAGAAGGCAUCAAGUCACUGUGUGGGGUUUGGAGAGGAGAUCCGCGUGCCGCCGCAACAGGUAAUUAACGUGGCGCGCGUUGGAAUAACCCCCACGGCUACAUUUGUUUUCAGGUACAGACCAUUUGGUUCGUGUGCAAAACAUAGUCGGUAA
Molecule: messenger RNA, 633 nt
Organism: Suillus plorans
Lineage: Eukaryota; Fungi; Basidiomycota; Agaricomycetes; Boletales; Suillaceae
Exons: 4
Coding region: 1-633 (210 amino acids)
Source: RefSeq, a predicted model, not a curated record